Molecule: messenger RNA, 3901 nt
Organism: Opisthorchis viverrini
Lineage: Eukaryota; Metazoa; Platyhelminthes; Trematoda; Opisthorchiida; Opisthorchiidae
Exons: 14
Coding region: 1-3855 (1284 amino acids)
Biological process (GO): regulation of mRNA processing; positive regulation of transcription by RNA polymerase II
Cellular component (GO): nucleolus; ribonucleoprotein complex; intracellular anatomical structure
Molecular function (GO): double-stranded RNA binding; ATP binding; 3'-5' DNA helicase activity
Source: RefSeq, a predicted model, not a curated record
AUGGGCGAUACGGAAGGCAUCAAAUCCUGGGUCUACUCAUAUCUUCAGUCGACCAGACGAAUCGCCCCGGAGUAUACUAUUACUCAAAAACCUGCCGGCCGGGGGCGGCUACGCUUCAUCUGUGAGCUAAGGGCUGAGUCUUUUGAUUAUGUCGGACUGGGAAAUUCGACAUCCAAAAAAGAUGCACAGACCAAUGCGGCUCGUGAUUUCGCCAAUUAUUUAGUUCGAGAAGGACAUGUGAAAGCUUCGGAGGUACCGGUCCUUCAGCCAGGUGAAACAGGGCGUGAGCCUACUCCCUUCAAACCAAAUGUGACCGAUUUACCUCUUGAACGCCUGCCUCCGCCGGCACCCCGAUCCGACAACGAUAUACCUACACCUGGUUCGACCUACAUUAACAGGAUAUUCGACCAGAAAAAGUUGGAAGAGGCCGAAGAGGUCGAUCUGACGGCUGACCUCCAUGGUGGGUGGUCAAUGGAGAAUGCCAAGGCUCGAUUAAAUGAAUAUCUUCAGGCUACCCGACAGCAAAUCGGCGAGGUCAAGUACACCGCCUUAGGUCCGGACCACAACAGGAGUUACGCUGCUGAAAUGACCGUUUUCGCCCGCGGCCUUCGAAAGAAUCUUUAUGCCCGGGAGUGUGGUUCCAACAAACAGAUGGCUUCCCGUGCUUGUUGCCUAUCCCUAGUGCGACAGCUCUUCCACGCCGGCGAAAUCGAAGCAUUCACUGGCCAAAAGAGGAAAAAGAAGCAUGAUGAGGUCCCUCCGGUUGAUGUUAAACUCGAUCCUGGUUUGGAGCGUUCCCUUGCUGACCUGCUUGAUGAUCUCGGACUACAACCACCUCUUCAACUACCUGAAACUGUAUCACCUGAUCAACCAUACAAUAUGAUAACGCAUUACAAUUUAACAGACUUUGAGGAAGCACCAGCUCAGCAAUCACAGGUGAUACCUUGGUGUCCCCCGCUGCCUAACUGGAAUCCGUGGACUGGCUGCAACAUCGAUGAAGGACCAGAGGCUAUUAUGCAAUUAUCGGAGAUGAGCGCCCGGUUUGCUGACGAGCGGUUACGUCGUUUCGAUAAUGAGCCGAAUUUGCGGUCCUUGUUGGACGACCGUGCGCAAUUACCAGUACACUCCUAUCGACACUCGAUUAUGGACGCGAUCACACACAGUCGUGUUACUCUUAUUCGGGGCGAAACCGGCUGUGGAAAGACUACUCAAAUCCCGCAAUUUAUUCUGGACACCUACAUCGAGUCAGGCCGAGGCGCAGAGUGCGCGGUUCUUGUGACGCAGCCAAGGCGUAUUUCAGCAAUCAGUCUGGCUGAGCGGAUCGCAUAUGAACGUGGCGAGGCGGUCGGAAUGAGCGUUGGUUAUUCGGUUCGUUUCGAAACUGUUCAUCCCCGACCGUACGCCUCUAUCUUGUUCUGCACCGUUGGAACAAUGGCGCGAAAAAUGGAGUCUGGUUUACGCGGCGUAUCUCACAUUGUAGUGGAUGAGAUACAUGAACGUGAUGUGAACACGGACUUCAUGCUCAUAUUGCUGCGUGACAUGAUUCAAGCUCACCGUGAUUUGCGAUUGGUAUUGAUGUCGGCCACCAUUGACACGACGAUGUUCGUUGAUUAUUUCGGUGAAUGCACUGUGUUCGAUAUUGAGGGUCGGACACAUCCUGUGGAACAUUACUUCCUCGAGGAUUGUAUCAAAAUGCUCAAUUACGUGCCACCACCCUGUGAUGAAAAAAAGCGAAAACGGCGAUUGGAAGCAGAAAGUUCGGCAGAGGUAGCGGCAGACAACUGUAAUCUGAUUUGUGAUCCCAGUUACGGGCCGGAAGUUGCCCGUUCGAUGCGAGAAAUCACAGAGAAGGAGGUACCUUUUGAUCUUGUUGGAUGUUUAUUGGAACAAAUUGCUCGUAUGGGUAUUCCAGGUGCAGUGUUGAUUUUCUUACCCGGUUGGAAUAUUAUAAGCAUGCUGCGGAAAUUCCUGCAGGCUCAUCCUCGAUUUGGAGGCAAUGACUACUUGAUUCUUCCACUUCACUCACAAGUUCCAAGGGAGGAUCAACGACUAGUUUUUCGGUCCCCACCCCCUGGUGUGACAAAAAUUGUGCUGUCCACCAAUAUUGCUGAGACAUCUAUCACUAUCAACGAUGUUGUAUUCGUCAUCGAUCUUUGUCUGGUACGGAUGAAGUUAUUCACCGCUCGCAACAACAUGACUUCUUACUCCACUUCAUGGGCGAGCAAAACGAAUUUAGAGCAGCGUCGUGGCCGUGCCGGUCGUGUUCGUCCUGGCUAUGCUUUCCACUUGUGCAGCCGGGCUCGUUUUGACCGUUUGGAGCAGCAUUCGACUCCAGAAAUACUGAGAACACCUCUGCACGACUUGGCGCUGUUGAUCAAGUUGCUUCGCUUGGGCCCUGUCGGCGAUUUUCUAAAGAAAGCACUUCAACCCCCACCAUUGGACGCCGUGAUUGAAGCCGAACAUACCCUAAAAGAAAUGAAGGCUCUAGACAAGAAUGAUGAACUCACUCCACUGGGGUCUAUUUUGGCUCGUCUGCCUAUCGAACCGCGUUUGGGUAAGAUGAUGAUAUUUGCUUGUGUUUUCAACCUGGGAUGUUCCGCUGCUAUUCUGGCCUCUGCGGCAAGUCUUGGAUGCGACCCGUUCCUGCUACCUCCUGACCGCCGUCGUUUGUCAAACGAACAGCGCCGAUUUGCGGCCGGCUAUUCCAGUGACCACUUGGCUGGACUAAACAUUUUCCAGGUGUGGACGAGUGAGCGCUCUCGUCGGGGCGAACAGGCCGCCGAUUUGAUGUGUGACCGUUGUGAGUUGAAUGGACCGGCUCUGCGCAUAAUGGAAGACGCCGGCAAUCAGAUUCGAAUGAUUCUCAUUAAUCUCGCAUUCCCUGAGGAAUCUUUAUCAGAUUCAGGCAUCAAUUUUAAUGUGUCCAACAACAUCGACUGCGAUAUGCUAUCUUCCUUGCUGACACUCGGUUUGUACCCGAACAUAUGUUAUCACGUUGAAAAGCGGAAGUUGCUGACGAUGGAGGGCACAGUGGCACUGACGCACAAAGGUUCCGUUAACUGUUCUAAUGUGGCGAUCAAGUUUGAUCAUCCAUUCUUUGUCUUCGAUGAGAAGAUUCGCACACAAGCAGUUUCUUGUAAAGGACUUACUAUGGUGAAUCCUUUGCAAUUGAUGCUGUUCGGUUGUCGAACGGCAACGUGGAAGGAUGGUGACCCUAAUUCGGCUGAUCGACGCGGUACGGUUUUGCUAGACGAUUGGAUCCCAUUGAAGAUGGAAUUUACAUCCGCAGCCCGCAUCUUUGCAUUGCGUCCUGCACUUGAAGCACUUUUAGUUCGUGCUUGUUUGCGCCCCGAGCAACUAGCUGAACCGGAAGAGAUAGAUAAACGUGUAAUCAACAUGGUACGUCAGCUGUGCGCCCGUCGUCCUGUCGGUAACUUUAGCGGUAGGGAGUCCGACAAUGACUAUGGUUCGCCGGCGCGAAAAAGGUUUGCGUCCGAUCUACAUCACCCAUUACUCUCUGGUCGUAAUCGGCGUUUCAACGCAGUUGAAGACCGUGGCUUUGAACGUUAUGUCAAUCACCCUGAACAAUUUCAACCUCGUGGUCGCCCAGUGCGCCCGGAUUUCGUAGAUGACGGCGCUCCAAUGCCAAGUCCUGCUAUGCCCGUCGCUUUCAAGUCAUCACCUGGCCCUUCACCAUACCCUCGGCCUUUGAUGGAUCCCGGCUAUAACGGACGUGAAUGGAAUUUUCGUGGAAUGCCCCCACGCUACCGACCCCCACCACGGUUCCAUGCACCCGAAUUUCGGCCACGGUUCGCCCCUGAACCUUGGCGUCGUCCCAAUUACGGUGGCUUUUAACAUAUGAAAUGCACCUUGUUCCUCUUAUCGAUACAGUACAAAUACU